Molecule: messenger RNA, 4926 nt
Organism: Penicillium macrosclerotiorum
Lineage: Eukaryota; Fungi; Ascomycota; Eurotiomycetes; Eurotiales; Aspergillaceae
Product: ubiquitin-binding serine/threonine protein kinase VPS15
Exons: 3
Coding region: 1-4926 (1641 amino acids)
Biological process (GO): protein phosphorylation; protein targeting to vacuole; macroautophagy
Cellular component (GO): phosphatidylinositol 3-kinase complex, class III, type I; nucleus-vacuole junction; phosphatidylinositol 3-kinase complex, class III, type II
Molecular function (GO): protein binding; protein serine/threonine kinase activity; ATP binding
Source: RefSeq, a predicted model, not a curated record
AUGGGCCAAGGCUACUCCCUCACCACCCUUUCAGCGGGGUCUGCGGGGAUCGAUGUACCAGAGCUCUCCGAUUUGGUAUAUGAGAAGUCUAUGGGUGGGGGCAGAUUCAUGAAGAGCAUCCGAGCCAGGCAACAAAAUGGCCUGGUCUUUGUUAAGUUGAUCAUGAAGCCGUAUUCGACGAUGCAGCUGGAACCAUAUGUUAAAGCAAUAAUUCGCGAACGCAAGCUCUUGACAGACGUCCCGAAUGCAUUGAGCUAUGAGAGGGUUCAGGAGACUAGUACCAGUGGGUAUUUGGUCCGUCAGUACAUCCAUAGCUCCCUCUACGAUAGGAUGAGCACCCGGCCAUUCCUAGAAAACAUUGAGAAGAAAUGGAUCGCCUUCCAGCUGUUAUGUGCAUUGCGGGAUUGUCAUGCCCAAGAUGUUUUUCACGGUGAUAUCAAGACCGAAAACAUUCUCGUCACAUCAUGGAAUUGGCUCUAUCUUUCCGACUUUUCUUCCUCUUUCAAGCCAACUUUUCUCCCAGAGGAUAACCCAGCGGACUUUUCUUUCUACUUUGAUAUCUCAGGUAGGCGGACUUGCUAUUUAGCCCCUGAACGAUUCCUAGUCACUGGAGAAGAGCCAGGCAACCGUCAUGUCAACUGGGCCAUGGACAUUUUCAGCGCGGGUUGUGUGAUUGCAGAGCUAUUUCUGGAGUCGCCAAUCUUUACCCUGAGUCAAAUGUACAAGUACCGAAAGGGCGAAUAUAGCCCAGAGCACAGCCAGCUUUCAAAGAUCGAUGAUCUAGAAAUCCGAGAGCUCAUCCUACAUAUGAUUCAACUGGAACCAGAGUCUCGGUACUCUGCCGAAGAGUACCUCAACUUCUGGAAGAACAAAGCAUUUCCUGAAUACUUCUACAACUUUCUGCAUCAAUACAUGUCUCUUAUGACUGACCCAACCUCUGGAAGGACAAAGGUGGACACGGAAACAGCCAACCGAGGUGAGACAGACGAACGCAUCGAACGGGUCGGCUUGGACUUUGACAAGAUAUCCUACUUCCUUGGUAUCUCGCCGAAUUCGUCUGUGGAAAAUACCUCUCGUCCGAUUGCCGCCUCUCGACUUACCGGCAACAUUCUCCCAGUGAAACUUGAUUUGCCCGAGGGUGAUAAGAAUCAAGUCUCAGUCGCCUCUUCUCGACCACAGUCUGAGGAAGGCGUUUUGAUCUUCUUGAGUUUGAUAGUGUCUAACCUACGAACAACAUCAAAAGCCUCGGCUCGUGUAAAAGCCUGUGAUAUUCUGCUUGCCUUUGCAGAGAGGCUUUCGGACGAGGCAAAGCUUGACCGUGUGCUUCCGUAUAUCAUGGUUCUUUUGACUGAUCGUGCCGAUGCUGUUAAAGUGGCAGCGAUCCGCACUUUGACGCAAUUACUGGAGAUGGUUCACGUAGUCUCUCCUGUGAACGCCUAUUUAUUCUCUGAAUACAUUUUCCCGCGCCUGCAACCGUUCAUUAUCUCUCCUAAGAGCAAUCCGAGCCCGAUGGUUCGCGCCGCAUAUGCCUCGUGCAUCGCAUCAUUAGCACAGUCAUCUUUGCGGUUUUUGGAUAUGAUUCAAGCAUUGCGGUCGGAUAUUCGUUUAACCUCUCUCAUUCCAGUCGGUUCUGAACCACGGUGGACUGAGGAUGCUACCUAUCAUAAUCUCUAUGAUGUGGCUCGAGUCGAUCUUCUGGAGUACUUUGAAGUGCAUACCAAGGCGCUUCUAACUGACACGGACAUAUCGGUUCGCCGGGCCUUUUUGGGCUCGGUGUCCAGCCUCUGUGUAUUUUUUGGCCACGUGAAAGCCAACGAGGUCAUAUUAAGUCACCUGAAUACUUAUCUCAAUGAUCGAGAUUGGAUCUUAAAGUGCGCCUUCUUUGAGACUGUAGUUGGCGUCGCCGCAUAUGUCGGAAGCACCAGCUUGGAGCAGUAUAUUCUGCCUCUCAUGGUCCCAUCCAUGACCGAGCCCGAAGAAUUUAUCGUGGAGAAGGUGAUUCGCUCUCUUGCAUCUAUGGCUGAUCUCGGGCUAUUUCAACGGUCCACAACAUGGGAUCUCCUCCAUAUUGUCAUUGGAUUCGUAGUCCAUCCAAAUAUCUGGAUUCGUGAAGCCACAGUUAACCUAGUGGUGAAAUCCGCAAAAUUUCUCUCAGUCGCGGACAUUUAUUCCAUACUCACCCCUCUCAUCAGUCCAUUUCUCAGGGUUAAAAUCAUGAAUUUCUCAGAAGGAGAUCUCCUUGAUGCUCUCAAACGACCCAUGUCACGAACCAUUUACGAUAUGGCGUUUCUUUGGGCUUCCAAAGCCGAGAGGGGAAUAUUUUGGAGAUCUGCCAGUCGUGAUGUUUUCACUCUCUCUGAGCCUGGAAGUCAGAGCCUUCGUGUAGGGCGAAGUUUCAGCCCGUCGUUAAGCUCACAGCCCAGAAACGAUGAGGAUGAACAGUGGUUAUCUCGAAUGCGAAAUCUUGGGAUGACGUCAGAGGAUGAAUUCAAGUUUCUCGCCCUUAAAGACUAUAUUUGGAGAGUCUCCCAGCGGCAAACGAGAGGGGCUAGUGGUGAUUCUACUCUGGCAUUGAACGACAUUAUUAGUUUGACACAACAUGGCGUCACCCCUCAAACUGUGUUCUUCGAUAAGAACCUGAAUGAAAAGUCACGGAAUACAUCAUUGGAUAGAAACACCAGUCGCAGUCGUACUCCUCUCGAUGAUCAAAGACCAAGGACUAUCGCAGAUGCAUUGCUCGAUGCAUCGACGACUAUUGAGCGCGCGGGGAGCGGUUCACGGAAACACCUUCGGACACGAAGUCAGCUUCACAAGAAAAUCGAAAUUCCACAUGCGCCUCCAGGCCGCCUAGAAAACAUUGGAGUGGAUUCUUCUUCUACUUCUCCUGCAGCAUCCUCUCCUGCAGCAGGCCCGGGAUCCCGUCCAUUGUCUCCGCCGAGCUCAGAUAUUGACCGCACCGCCGGUCUUCCCGGUCGUCGGCUAAGUUCUGGCCAAGAGAGCUCCUCAACAACCCCUGCUAAUGCGGACACCUUAUCAUUAAGAGGUCAUCCCGAUCACGUUCGACGAAAAUCCAGCGCUAUCAAUCUUCUUGGUCGCAAUGAAACGGCAAAGGCGUACGCUGAAACGAGCACAAGCUCCGCAAAUGCAUUUGGAAAGGUAGAUGCACCCGUCCAGAGGGGAGGAACGCCUCAACCAUCCGCUCUCUCUCACGCGUAUGAACGCAAACCCAUUCAGGCUGUCGCAGCCUCUCGACGCUAUCGAGCAAAUCAUUCAUAUGCGGGCGAUGAUCCCGUGGUUUUGCGACUCUUGGACAACGUCUUUGCGGAGAAUUACCCCACAGAUCUGUUCGACCUAGGGCCUUAUGUGAAAGAGCUAGAUCCUAAAUUACCUAUUCUCAAGCCUAACACGCAAGAUAUCAACCAACUUUGGAAACCCGAAGGGAACCUAGUGGCUACCUUUGGCGAACACAGUGCGCCUGUGAAUCGGAUCGCUGUGCCACCCGAUCACUCGUUUUUCGUGACUGCCUCUGAUGACAGCUCAGUAAAGAUCUGGGACACUACUCGUCUAGAACGGAAUUUGACCCCCCGGUCCCGCCAAACUCAUCGCCAUGCACCAGGCGCUCGGAUCAAGGCAUUGACAUUUGUCGAGAACACCUAUACUUUUGUCAGUGGCGCAACGGACGGUAGCAUUCAUGCUGUCAGAGUGGACUACCAAAAGGUCAAUGAAACCGCUCGCUAUGGGAAGCUUCAGCUGGUUCGCGAGUAUCAACUGCCCACAAGCGAAAGUGGAUUACAGGAGUAUCCAGUCUGGAUGGAACAUUUUCGAGAUGAGGGCCAAUCGACCCUACUUAUUGCGACCAACACAUGCCGAAUCCUUGCGCUGGACAUGAAGACUAUGCUACCGAUUUACUCUCUAGAGAACCCAGUGCACCACGGAACACCGACCACCUUCUGUUGUGACCGACGACAUACCUGGCUGCUCGUCGGCACAACCCAUGGGAUUCUCGAUUUGUGGGAUCUUCGAUUUCGUGUCCGAUUGAAGGCUUGGGGUGUUCCAGGAUGGGGGUCUAUUCAUCGAGUCCAGCUCCACCCUAUCAAAUCACGCGGACGCUGGGUUUGUGUUUCCAGCAGCGGUAGCCACGGAAAUGAGAUCACUGUGUGGGAUAUUGAAAAGUUUCGCUGCCGUGAGGUCUACCGGGCUGUCUCGUCAAAUAUCCAGGAGGGCCCCACCUCCAAUGGAGCCGCGACUGCCCAUCAUCGCAGCUCCCGGCCUUCCGCCAAUACCCGUCCGCAUCGUGUCAGUGCAAGGGAUUUCGAGGCGUGGCCUGUAGAUGAAGACCGGCCAGAGGGCAUGCUGAGCCGUUUUGCUACUGCCAGUCCCGCCGCAGCGGGCAUUGAAGCAGGCCCUGGUCCUAAUGGCUCUUCAGCUCCCCCGAAUAAUCCAUCCAGUGAUCGCAUGGGCACUUGGGCGUUCGUCGGGGGCCUCAAUCCCCCCAACGAAGACAAACCGUCCUCCAACAGUAGCAGUAAAUUCGGAUUCCUCGUCUCUGCGGGGAGCGACCGCAAAAUUCGCUUCUGGGACCUAGCCCGCCCGGAAGGAUCAUUGAUUGUGAGCGGAUUAGACACUGUUUCGAACGGGCAGGCCACGGGCAAGCCACACUACGAGGUCACCCAGCCAAGCCCCAAUCUGAUUGUUGCCACCGAACACCUGUCCCGCGCCUCGAAUACCGGGAGCGCGGCGGCGACUGCAGGCUCGAAGAAGAGCGGCGCCAGUUCACGGCCACCCCGCACCACCGUGAUUAGCCUCCAGCAGCAGAUGCUUCUCAAGAGCCAUUUGGAUAUUAUUCAGGAUGUCGCGGUGCUGCGACAGCCGUAUGGGAUGAUUGUGAGUGUGGAUCGCGCUGGCAUGGUGUAUGUGUUCAAAUGA